UUCUGGUGACAGAAGUUCACUCUCGACGUGGUUCGGAAGUCACGUAAAGCCGUUGGUCCCGUUGCUGAAUACCCACUGGUUCCAUGCAACGUAAAAAUACCAUACGAACGAAAUUACGAAAGCCUACAGACUCAGCAGCUUGCUAAAAGGUAACUGAAAACGAAUUGUUGACUCUUGUCCUAUCGUCAAGUGAGGACGCGGUGUUGAUGGUUUUAGUCUCAGACAGGCACCCUCUAGACUCGCAUCACUCGGCUGGUUCUGUAAGAAUUUUGUGACUUCUAACUUAAAGCACGAACUGGAAGGACGCGGAUUCUUUAAUCGUCGUAACUCACCGCAAUUAUGGACAUGCUACCCAAAUUUUUCUUCAUAAGAAGGAUGCAACAAAAUUGGCAGUUCAUUCUGUUGAUCCUAACACCUUUGAUUCUGUUACCUGUGAUCAUUAUUGGACGAACUGCCGAAUUCCGAUGCGCGUACGUGAUCCUCAUCAUGGCGACCUACUGGAUCUCCGAAGUCUUGCCCUUGUCAGUGACGGCUGUGAUCCCGGUCGUCGCCUUCCCUCUCCUGGGGGUCCUUGGAACGAAGAUUGUGUGCGCUGUGUACAUGAAGGACACCACCGUCCUGUUCCUUGGGGGACUCAUGAUGGCUGUGGCCGUAGAACACUGUAAUCUGCACAAGAGGAUUGCGCUCUUCGUUAUGGUGCGAGUGGGUCAGAGUCCCAAGCGCCUGCUGGCCGGCCUGAUGCUCAUCACCACCUUCCUCUCCAUGUGGAUUUCCAACACAGCCACAGCUGCUAUGAUGGUGCCAAUCGUGGACGCCAUUGUCAAUGAAAUUGAAGAGACAAAAGCGGCACAGACGAGUCGCAAGGAAGCGCAGGAACCUGGAGACGAGGAACCGCUCGAAAGAACUCGUUUCGUGAAACCAGGAGAGAGGCAGAUUAGACUGAUGGAACAGGAGGAAGGAUUCCUGGAAUACGAAGAACCUGCUGAGUGUUACGAAGCAUCGAGGAGAUCAAGUGACUCAAGAAAGACUCUGCCUGGGGACCAAGAAUCCUCUCAUGCCAUAAAGAAAAUGCUUUUCCUGGGAGUGGCCUUUGCGUGCAACAUAGGAGGCACUGGAACUCCGCUAGGUUGUGGCCCCAGCAUAGUGGUGUUUAGUAUACUUCAGAGCACUUUUGGAGAGGAAACUGGACUCAACUUCGCGUCAUGGAUGAUGUACAAUAUUCCAGGAAUGCUUGUGUGCACAGCUCUGGGAUGGUUCUGGCUUCAGAUUUUUUGCAGAACUUCUGGUCUUUGCAAAAAGAAGACGCGUGAGGAUGAUGCUGACGAGCUCAACGAAAGCCAACAACAGUCGAUCAGAGAAUUCCUCCUGAGUCAGUAUCGAGCCCUGGGGCCCAUUAGCCAGCACGAGGCGAUAGUCUCCGCCUCCUUCGUCAUCCUGGUGUUCCUGUGGGUGUUCCGAAGUCCCGGGUUCGUCAGCGGAUGGGCUCAUCUCUUCGGCAGGAGCCAUGACAGUAAGCUAUAUAUUCACAAUGCCAGCCCAGCAAUAUUAAUGGUAUUACUACUUUUCUGCAUUCCAAAAUCUUUCAAAAAUGCUCUGAAAACUGACGACAAGUCGUCACGACAGCAGACGGUCGAGACCUGCCUCUCCUGGGAAGUGGUUAAUAAGAAGACUCCCUGGGGCAUCGUUCUCCUUCUGGGCGGAGGUCUGGCCAUGGCCGAGGGCGCCCAAGUUUCGGGCUUGUCUAGAUGGCUGGGGGAUGGGCUUCAGUAUUUCAAAUUCAUGCCCAAAGGAGCCAUAGCCUUUCUCUUGAGUGUGAUCAUGGCGAUGAUGACGGAGGUGGCUUCCAACACAGCCACGGCGUCCUUCUUUCUUCCUGUCAUCAAAGAUUUGGCGCUGGCCAUUGGUGUCAACCCAAUAUACUUGAUGCUCCCAGCGGCUGUCUGCUGUGCCUACGCCUUCAUGUUACCUGUGGCCACCCCGGGAAACGCCAUUAUUCUGAAGAGGUCCGGACUCGAGACGCGGGAGAUGAUCCGAGCGGGAUUCGUGAUGAACCUCCUGUGCGUCACAACAACCUCAUUCAUGAUCAACACCCUAGGGAGGGCCUUCUUUGAUUUUGAGACAUUCCCUGACUGGGCCAAAAACGUUACUUCUGAGGCACCUUGAGCUCACCUCGACUCCCAUAUCUUAAAAAUAAAUAAAUCAAUA
Molecule: messenger RNA, 2205 nt
Organism: Macrobrachium nipponense
Lineage: Eukaryota; Metazoa; Arthropoda; Malacostraca; Decapoda; Palaemonidae
Product: Na(+)/dicarboxylate cotransporter 3-like
Exons: 12
Coding region: 340-2163 (607 amino acids)
Biological process (GO): citrate transport; transmembrane transport
Cellular component (GO): membrane
Molecular function (GO): succinate transmembrane transporter activity; citrate transmembrane transporter activity
Source: RefSeq, a predicted model, not a curated record